CGAGAGUGCAGCGUUGAAAAAUUCUUGACAGCCUCAAGAGUGUUCGGGGGUAUUCGAUAAAUAAUUAGCAAAUGCUCAUUCACCGGUGGACCAGUUGAUUUAUUAAUUAUCUCCGGAUGUUUUUAAACACAAAUUUGAGGCUGAAACAACGACGUCUGCGUGUGCAAUCUCUUCUGACGAAAAAUCACCCGUUUUAGUGAAAAUAUGAGGCUCGUAUGACUCAAAUAAUGAAGCCCAUACCCAUUUUGUUGUUUGAUCCCAAUUGGAAAGAAUGGGUGAGUGUUAAGUGGGAAUUGUAGAGGGAGACAGAUACUCGAGGAAGCAAAAUAAAAGAACGUACCAAAUAAAACCGGACAACGUCAGAAUGAAUUAGGAGAGUUUAUGAUUGUUGAAAUAUUUUAAUUGGCAAACGACGCUCGGGGUAUCCCUGGUGUGGCGAGUGGAGAAGCAGUGGAGAGGUUCUGUGGGAUGUCCUCAGGGGAGAUUUCCAAUUGGCGACUGCUGUUGGAGGGGGAUAUCGACGGGUGAUUGGUUGAAAAUUGUCGUCCAAAGUCGUCUUUCUGACGUGUGAGGCGGUGAAUUUGUGUUUGUAUUUAGUUAACCUCGUUUGGUCGUUCAAUUCAGUGAUGAUUCAGUGAUAUUUUUGAGGAAAUGUCCCUCAAUGAGGCGAAUCCCGAGAGGAUUCUCAGAGAUGUCAGGCAGGCAUUUCCCAUUCUCGACGGGGAAGUGCAGUCUGUGUGCUCCGACGACGAGUACUCCAAGAUAAUAGAGGGGAUCAGGGCUGGAAAUGCUGGGGAUCGGGUCAGGACACUCGUCAUCGAGGAAAUCAAGUUUCAUAUCAGACAGCAAGUGGCGCCGGCUUUCUGGGCGAAAUUCACCGGGAGUUUCGAUGAGGAACAGGGCUUCGAGCAGUUCAGGAGUGCUGUCGACGAUCUGUACUCCCGGCUCCUGGAGUUCCUGCCCCUGCUGAAGAGGUUGGAGAUGCUGUCGCAGGUCAACGAGCCCCAGAGCUCCCCCCAGAGUCAAUCCUUGAAUAUUCUAGCUCAGUUCAAGCUGAUUGUCAGGUCCACGUUGUUGAGCCAACUACCAGUGGCUCACGAUGUCAUUAUAGAGCAGUUUUACAAGAUUGCUCUCAAUGUUUUCUGCAAUACGGAUUCACUGACUGUAGAUCCUGGGGGAAUUGCGGCCUCUCAGUGCGCCGGAUGCAAUAAAGAAGUGGACAGUUGCCAGUGCCAGAUGAUUGUUUACAUGUUUCAUGAAACUAAUCGUAAAUUAAUUGAGCUGGAACUGUUGGAGCGAUUAGUUGGGAAUGUCCUGACGUCUCUCAUUUACGUGAGAAUUAAGGAUCAUGUUCACAGGGUUUGUGACAGGUCUCUCGAUGUGUCUCAACUUUCGUCUCUCGAAACUUGGCUUGAAACAGUGGUUCUGAGCUGGCUCACACGAAUAUUCUCCGGUGGCUCUUCCAAGUCAGUCUCACUGGACUCCAAAAUCCGAGAUGCAAUAUUCAAAUUCAAGAGGAAACUCUCGUACUAUCUCUACGAGACUUACACGAAUAUCAGGAUUUCUCAGCUAUUCAACAUAAUCAUCGAGUACCCGGACUCCCAACCAGCCAUCGAUGACCUUCGGGUCUGUCUCGAACGAACGGACUUGAGGAAGUCUCUGAUAACCAGCCUUCAAGAGGCUUUAAAGACCAGACUGCUUCAUCCUGGGGUCAACACUCCGGAUAUUCUCACUGCUUACAUCGCUGCUAUUAAAGCGCUGAGGCAGCUCGAUCCUACUGGGGUUCUCCUGGAGACUGUCACUGAACCUAUCAAGUCGUAUUUGAGGAGCAGGAGUGAUACAGUCCGAUGUGUGGUGAGUGGUCUCCUGGACGACUUCCCCAGCGACCUAGCCGACGAACUAGUGAAGGGAGAGUCUCUCCAACUGGACGAUGGUUCCGUGGACGAGGAGAACGAGGACUGGGAGAAGUGGAUGCCAGACCCAGUCGACGCCGACCCAGCAAAGUCCAACCAAAGAAGAAUGUCUGACAUAAUCUCAAUGCUCGUGAACGUCUACGGUAGUCAGGACCUCUUCGUCAACGAGUACAGAACCCUCCUGGCGGAUCGACUCCUCUCCCAGCUGAACUAUCACACAGACAGGGAGAUUCGACACUUGGAGCUGCUGAAGAGGAGAUUUGGGGAGAACCAGUUGCAUUACUGCGAGGUGAUGCUCAAGGAUAUUUAUGAUUCUAAAAGGAUCGAUGGGCUCAUCCAGACUAAUCCCACUUACAACACCGGGGAGGAGUGCUCGUCAUCUCCAGGAUUCUCCACUUCAGCUCUGAUACUCUCGGCCCAGUUUUGGCCCCCCUUCAAGGAGGAGUGGAAGCUGAAGCUUCCCAAGUUUGUGCAGAAUCAGUUGGAUAAAUACGUUAAAACGUUCGAGACACUCAAGGGGAACAGGACACUCUGCUGGAAGCCACACCUGGGGAAUGUCAAUCUGGAGAUCCAGUUGAGGGACAGGAAGAUUGAUAUCAGUGUCACGCCCAUCCAUGCCACCAUCAUCAUUCAUUUUCAAGAAAAGAAUCAGUGGAAUGUGGAGGAAUUGGCUGAAGUCAUGCACGUCCCUCCGACGAUUUUAAGGAGAAAGAUAUCGUUCUGGGUGUCUCAGGGGCUGUUGAAGGAAACUGAGAAUGACGUGUUCCUGCUGCAGGAGGACAGCAACACGAAGAACAGAUCGGUCGCAGAGCAUUGCGUGGAGGAGGAGGAGGUGGAGAGUGCCAUGGCCAGUGCCAGCGACCAGAGGGAGGAGGAACUCCAGGUCUUCUGGAGUUACAUCGUCGGCAUGCUUACGAAUCUGGACUCCAUGCCUCUGGAGAGGAUUCAUCAGAUGCUCAAGAUGUUUGCUUCACAAGGGCCUGGAGCUGUCGAGUGUGGACUCCCGGAGUUGAGGCAGUUUUUGGAUAAAAAAGUCAGGGAACAUCAGCUGCUGUUUUCGGGAGGACUGUACAGGCUUCCUAAGCUUUAAAUAUUGUGUGUGAAAUUUAAAAACAUGUUUGUAGGAUUUUUUAAAAUACAAUUGCAUUAAACAUGACGUUUUUGUUAUCAAAUUCAUUUAAAAGAGGGGAAAAUCAUAUGUGCGGGGAAAAUGUAAUUAUCGAAUAGAAUAAAAAGAACUUUUGUUUGCUAGAUUUAUUUUCUUGAGCUUUUCAUUCUGUAUAAAAGAAAAAAAUUAUAUAAUGAAGGUGAAAA
Messenger RNA from Diachasma alloeum, 3227 nucleotides. RefSeq names its product anaphase-promoting complex subunit 2 (gene morula). Gene Ontology annotation, molecular function: ubiquitin protein ligase binding. The transcript is spliced from 2 exons. Gene Ontology annotation, biological process: ubiquitin-dependent protein catabolic process. The record is from RefSeq and is a predicted model, not a curated record. Bases 652 to 3003 code for a protein of 783 amino acids. Lineage: Eukaryota; Metazoa; Arthropoda; Insecta; Hymenoptera; Braconidae. Gene Ontology annotation, cellular component: anaphase-promoting complex.